UUAUGUCUCGAUCAAAUCCUGAUUUUGUUCUACUUUCUGGUAAUAGUCAUCCAGAUUUUUCUCAGAAAAUUGCUGCCAGAUUGAAUGUUAAAUUAAAUAAUUGUUCUGUUUACCAUACAUCAAAUAGAGAGACUUUAGUUGAUAUCACUGAUAGUGUCCGAGGUCGUGAUAUUUACAUUAUUCAAACAGGUACCAAAGAUGUAAACAAUAAUAUAAUGGAGCUUCUUAUCAUGGCCUAUGCGUGUAAAACAUCAUCAGCUAAGAAUAUUGUUGGUGUAAUUCCUUAUUUACCUUAUUCUAAACAGAGUAAAAUGAAGAAACGUGGUUGUAUUGUUACCAAAUUGUUAGCCAAAAUGAUAUGUAAAGCAGGAUUCACCCAAUUGAUAACAAUUGAUCUUCAUCAGAAAGAGGUUCAGGGUUUCUUUGAUAUUCCUGUUGAUAAUUUACGAGCUUCACCCUUUCUUUUACAAUACAUUCAAGAUUCUAUUCCUGAUUAUAAAAAUGCUGUGAUAGUGGCUAAAGAUCCAGGAUCAGCCAAAAAGGCUACAUCAUAUGCUGAACGUCUUCGUCUGGGAAUUGCUGUUCUUCAUGGUGAACCACAGAAAACCGCUGAAUCCGAUGAAGUUGAUGGAAGAUAUUCACCACCCACUGUGGAACCUGCACCCAAACCAUUAGAUCCUGGUCUCGAUAUUAUGCCGGCUUUGGCUUCUAAAGAGAAACCACCGAUGACCGUAGUUGGUGAUGUUUCUGGACGAAUCGCUAUCAUGGUUGAAGAUAUGAUUGAUGAUGUUGUCUCUUAUGUUGCUGCUGCUGAAUGUUUAAGAGAAAAGGGAGCAACUAGAAUAUAUGUUCUAGCCUCACAUGGUAUUCUAUCAAGUGAUGCACCAAAAUUAAUUGAAGAUUCGCCCAUUGAUGAGGUUGUUGUCACAAACACAGUUCCACAUGAGAUACAAAAGAUGCAAUGUCGUAAGAUUAAGACUGUUGACAUUUCAGCUCUUCUUGCUGAAGCCAUUAGAAGAAUUCACAAUAAGGAAUCAAUGUCAUACUUAUUCCGAAAUGUUACCCUUGAAGAUUAACUUGUUACUCCUGUUGUAACCAACCAAUGGGUUAAAUAUUUCAAUCAAUCAAUCAAUCAAUCAAAAAAAAAACAAACAAACUAACAAAAAGCGAUUUCAAUCGGACCUCGAUUCAUAUUAAUCGGAAACCAUGUUACUUGUAAUUUCAAUCACAAUUAAAUUACCAAAAGAUCUUGUCUCCCUCUUUUCUCUUUUUCCAAACAAAACAAUUUCGUUAUUCAAAAUAAAAUUAACCACGAAAAGACCAAGAAAAACAAAA
Molecule: messenger RNA, 1335 nt
Organism: Panonychus citri (citrus red mite)
Lineage: Eukaryota; Metazoa; Arthropoda; Arachnida; Trombidiformes; Tetranychidae
Product: phosphoribosyl pyrophosphate synthase-associated protein 2-like
Exons: 2
Coding region: 3-1076 (357 amino acids)
Biological process (GO): 5-phosphoribose 1-diphosphate biosynthetic process; purine nucleotide biosynthetic process
Cellular component (GO): cytoplasm; ribose phosphate diphosphokinase complex
Molecular function (GO): ribose phosphate diphosphokinase activity; magnesium ion binding
Source: RefSeq, a predicted model, not a curated record